This is a messenger RNA of Penicillium macrosclerotiorum, 3417 nucleotides long. RefSeq names its product putative transcription factor (Snd1/p100). Gene Ontology annotation, biological process: superoxide metabolic process; mRNA catabolic process. The record is from RefSeq and is a predicted model, not a curated record. Lineage: Eukaryota; Fungi; Ascomycota; Eurotiomycetes; Eurotiales; Aspergillaceae. Gene Ontology annotation, molecular function: metal ion binding; RNA binding; nuclease activity. The coding region runs from base 1 to 3417 and encodes 1138 amino acids. The transcript has 6 exons. Gene Ontology annotation, cellular component: cytosol; nucleus.
AUGGUUAAGGCUGUUGCUGUCCUCCGCGGUGACGCGAAGAUCUCUGGUACCGUCACCUUCGAGCAGGCUGACGAGAACACCCCCACCACCAUCUCUUGGAACAUCACUGGCCACGACGCCAACGCCCAGCGUGGCUUCCACGUCCACCAGUUCGGUGACAACACCAACGGCUGCACCUCCGCCGGCCCUCACUUCAACCCCUUCGGCAAGACCCACGGUGCCCCCGAGGACUCCGAGCGUCACGUCGGUGACCUGGGCAACUUCACCACCGAUGCUGAGGGUAACGCCGUCGGCUCCAAGUCCGACCCCCUGGUCAAGCUGAUCGGUGCUGAGAGCGUCCUGGGCCGUACUCUGGUUGUUCACGCUGGCACCGAUGACCUCGGCAAGGGUGGCAAUGAGGAGUCCAAGAAGACCGGCAACGCUGGCCCUCGUCCCGCUUGCGGGUACUGGUAUUCUUGUCUGCUCGACACCCUUUAUACUCUCGAUACUCUGUCGCCCAUGACCCUUGGUCUCACCGCCCUCCACACCGCCGUUGUAGGUCCAGCUCUUCGGUGUGUUUGUAGCCCGGCCGCGAACGCCCAGACCGCUUUCCCCACAAACACCGGCCACGUUUCGCCUCCGGAGCAGCUCGCCGCUCCCUUUGAACAAUUCCAUUCUUUUGUGAUUUGUGCUGUUCCUCAUCUCCACUGGGUCUCGUUGAUUUUUUUUUUCUGUGUUGAAAUUUGUUGCUGCCAUUGUGUGGUAGCGGUGUCCCCAUCCAGCAUGCCUUUCGAAGCCCGUGUGAAGUCUGUCCUGUCGGGCGAUACGGUCGUGCUGUCGCAUGUCACCAAUCCCACACAAGAACGCAUCCUGUCUCUGGCCUAUGUCUCAGCUCCCAGAUUAAGGCGGGAAGGUGAUGAGGCCUACGGCUUCCAGUCCCGCGAGUUCCUUCGCGAGCUUCUUGUCGGCAAAGUCAUCCAGUUCCAUGUCGUCUACACUAUUCCUACAGGCGCCAAGCGCGAAUACGGUAUCAUCAAGCUGCCUGGCUUCGAUGCUCAAUUGCCCGAUAUCAGUGUCCAGGAGGGCUGGACCCGCGUUCGUGAGGAAGCGGGUAAACGCAGUGAUGACUCUGGGGAAACCCUGGCCUUGUUAGACCGUCUGCGCGCACUAGAGUCGCUUGCCCAAGAUGAGAACAAGGGUGUCUGGGCGGCGUCGGACAAAGGCCAGAUCGAGACAAUCUAUGAGUUGUCAAGUGGCCAGCAGCUGGUGAGCCAGUUCAAGGGCCAGCAACUGGAGGGCAUCAUCGAGAAAGUCUUGAAUGGUGACCGUGUUGUGCUGCGUUUGCUGCUCGAGCCCCAGGAGCACCUGCAGACUGUCGUGGCAGUCGCCGGCAUCCGGGCUCCUGCUGCGAAGCGAACGACUGCCGAUGGCAAGGAGCAGCCUGCGGAGCCCUUCGGUGAUGAGGCACAGCAAUUCUUUGAAUCGCGUCUGUUGCAACGAAAGGUCAAGGUUUCCCUGCUUGGUGUCACUCCCCAGGGCCAGCUGGUUGCCACCCUUCUGCACCCCAAUGGAAACAUUGCUCGAUUCCUGCUGGAGGCCGGUCUGGCCCGCUGCCAGGAUCAUCAUUCCACCAUGCUUGGAGGAGACAUGGCCAUUCUGCGCCAGGCUGAGCGCACUGCCAAGGAUGCUCGCCUAGGUGUCUUCACUGGACAUGUUGGUGCCAAGGCUUCCGCCGGCGCGGCGGCAGACUACACCGUCAGCCGUGUUUUGAACGCCGAUACUAUUUUCAUUCGCAACAAGACUGGUGAGGAGAAGAAGAUUAGCCUCACCAGCAUCCGCCAGCCUAAGCCCUCUGACCCGAAGCAGGCUCCUUUCGCUGCCGAUGCCAAGGAGUUCUUGCGUAAGCGUGUGAUUGCAAAGCAUGUCAAGGUGACCGUCAAUGGCAAGAAGCCUGCCACUGAGGGCUACGAAGAGCGUGAGGUCGCUACUGUGGUGCAGGGCAAUACCAACGUGGGUCUGGCCCUUGUGGAGGCCGGUUAUGCCUCUGUGAUCCGACACCGCAUGGAUGAUGACGACCGAUCUCCCGAUUAUGACGACCUGCUCAUCGCCGAGUCUGAGGCACAGAAAGAGGGCCGUGGCAUGUGGUCUCCCAAGCCGCCUAAGGCUAAGCAGUAUCAGGAUUACUCCGAGAGUGUCCAGAAGGCCAAGCUGGAGGUCGGCGUCCUGCAGCGUUCUAAGCGCGUUCCCGCCGUUGUCGACUUCGUCAAGUCCGGCUCUCGUUUCACUGUUCUUGUACCCCGCGAGAACGCCAAGCUGACCCUCGUUCUGUCGGGCAUUCGUGCCCCUCGAUCUGCCCGCGGGCCGGGCGAGGCGGGCGAACCCUUCGGUCAGGAGGCGCACGAGCUGGCCAACCGUCGCUGCAUGCAGCGUGAUGUCGAGAUUGACGUUGAGACCAUUGACAAGGUUGGCGGCUUCAUCGGUACCCUGUAUGUCAACAAGGAGAACUUCACCAAGGUCCUGCUGGAAGAGGGUUUGGCCACGGUGCACGCAUACUCGGCCGAGCAGUCCGGUCAUGCCAACGAGUACUUUGCCGCCGAGCAGCGGGCCAAGGAUGCCCGCAAGGGCUUGUGGCACGAUUGGGACCCUAGUAAGGAGGCCGCUGAAGCCGAGGAGUCUGAAGCUGCCAACACCGGCACCGAGAGCGACGCGGCCCCGCUGUCUCGCAAGAAGGACUACCGCGACGUGAUGGUCACGUACAUCGAUCCGGCGUCUGGCAGUCUCAAGCUUCAGCAGAUCGGCACCGGCACCAGCGCGCUGACCGAGUUGAUGAGCGCCUUCCGCGCCUUCCACAUCAACAAGGCGAACGACACGCCGCUGCCCGGCCCUCCUAAGGCCGGUGACUGGGUUGCCGCGCAGUUCACGGAGGACGGUAACUGGUACCGUGCCAGGGUGCGCCGCAACGACCGCGAAAAGGAGCAGGCCGAGGUAGUCUACAUCGACUUCGGUAAUUCCGAGUCCCUGCCAUGGAGCAGCCUGCGCCCUCUCACCCAGCCCCAGUUCUCCGCCCAGAAGCUCCGUCCACAGGCCGUCGAUGCUGUCCUCUCCUUCCUGCAGUUCCCCGCCUCGCCGGACUACCUCGCCGAUGCCAUCGGAUUCGUCGGCGACCAGACCUUUGAUCGCCAGCUCGUCGCGAAUGUCGACCACGUCGACCCCGAGGGCAAACUGCAUGUUACGUUGUUGGACCCUGCCGUGUCGAAGAGCCUGGACCAGAGCAUCAAUGCAGACAUCAUUUUCGAGGGCAUGGCCAUGAUUCCGCGCAAACUGAAGGCUUGGGAGCGCGCGUCUGCGGAGACUCUGGAUAACCUGCGGGAACUAGAGGAUGAGGCCAAGGCUGAGCGCCGGGGUAUGUGGGAGUACGGCGACCUCACUGAGGACUAG